AAACAUGCGCCCCACGUCCCCUCAUUCCAAAAAAAGAAAGAAGAAGCUCCACAAUUUUCUCAAAGCCAAAGUCACUGUAACAACAAUUAGGCAGGCAAAUCCUCUUUAUUGUUUUGCCGCUCGAUUAGCUUCUUCCCCCUCCCACUACAUUUUGAUUCUCCCUAUCUCAAGAGAGGCCCCUUCUGAUCCUCUCUCUCUCUCUCCUCUCUAAUUCUCUCUCUCUCUCUCUCUCGUGUUGCGAUCAAAGGCACCAGGAAUGGUUCGUGCAUCAGAAGAAGAACAGGAAAGCUAUAGGAGCAGGCUCUUUAAUUUCAAAUGGAGGAACAACGAAAACAACAAUGCAACGAGACACGCCAAAAGUCUCAGCGUCGAGACAGGUCUAGAUGAGGCUGCCACGGGGUCCAACGAGGCCGAACCGUUGACAAUUAUUCAUCCUAGUAAGGCCCCGCCACUUUUAAGAUCAGCUGCGGAUGAAGCAGCGCUCGCCGCCGCACUGGCUAGAGAAAAGCAGCUUUUGGCAGAUGUGGAGCAGAUGAAAGAACGCUUCUCCAAGCUGUUGCUGGGAGAGGACAACUCCGGUGGAGGCAAAGGAGUAUCCUCUGCUCUCGCCCUCUCAAACGCAAUCACAAACAUUGCAGCUUCCGUGUUCGGAGAGCAACGGCGUUUGGAGCCAAUGCCUGCAGAGAGGAGAGCAAGAUGGAGAAAAGAGAUUGAUUGGCUUCUCUCGGUGACCGACUACGUUGUGGAGUUUGCUCCAUCUCAGCAAAAAAAUAAAGAUGGGACCAAUAUGGAGAUAAUGACCACACGCCAACGUACUGACCUACACAUGAACAUCCCCGCAUUGAAGAAACUGGACGCCAUGCUCAUCGAUUGUCUAGAAAAUUUCAAGGACCAAAGCGAGUUCACCUAUGUUUCAAAAGACUCCCCUGACUCAGACAAGAGAAACGACGAAAAAUGGUGGAUUCCGACAGUCAAAGUUCCGCCAGAUGGUCUAUCAGAUGCAGCUAGAAGGUUCUUGCAGUACCAGAAGGACAGUGUAAACCAGGUUCUAAAGGCAGCCAUGGCCAUAAACGCACAGGUUUUGUUCGAGAUGGAAAUACCUGAGAGCUACAUCGACUCUCUCCCUAAGAACGGGAGGGCGAGUCUCGGGGAUCAGUNAGGUGACCUUGGAGUGGCCGUUGGAGGUGUCCUCAAUGAUGCACCCUGA
Camelina sativa (false flax) is the source of this 1207-nucleotide messenger RNA. RefSeq names its product rop guanine nucleotide exchange factor 12-like. NCBI's taxonomy places the organism in Eukaryota, Viridiplantae, Streptophyta, Magnoliopsida, Brassicales, Brassicaceae. Gene Ontology annotation, molecular function: guanyl-nucleotide exchange factor activity. The record is from RefSeq and is a predicted model, not a curated record.